This is a messenger RNA of Chara braunii, 3136 nucleotides long. The record is from the annotation of a GenBank genome assembly. Lineage: Eukaryota; Viridiplantae; Streptophyta; Charophyceae; Charales; Characeae.
AGAAGAGAGAAACGAAAGAAAAGGCUGAGGAGGGCUGGCUGGAGGAGUGAGGACGUCCGAAGGCCGCGAAUCUAUCCUGUCCGCCGCAGCUGUACGCGGCUUCGGCGGCUUGAUCGGCUCGGUCUCCUCCUCCUCCUCCGCCUCCGUCUCCUCUUAUCCUUCCUUCUCCCUCUCUCUCUCGCUUCUACAUCUUCCAUUCUCGACGCAGCGCCGCGAGUUACUCAAUCUGCUUCUGCACUCUCUCUCUCUCUCUCUCUCUCUCUCUCUCUCUCUCUCUCUCUCUCUCUCUCUCUCUCUCUCUCUCUUUCUUUCUCUCUUUCUCUCUCUCUUCCUCUCUCUUUUUCUCUCUCCUUCUCUCUUCCGCCUCCGCCUUGAGAUCUCCGCACUUUGGUCGUUCUCUUACCAUGGCUACCGCGGCGAUGGCCGCUCUCUCAGGGUCCAAAGUGAGGGCGCUCGCAGUUCAGACGGCUUCAGCCUCUGAGGUUGGAUUGCCCCCUUUGUCGUUGAACAGGCAUCGUGGGGUGGCGGCUGUGCUCGCACCUCCUAUGCCGUCUAAGUUGGAAGGCUUUGAUCAAAUCGGAGAGCCGGUGUUCGAGGUCGAUAACUUCAAGGCGUGGAAGAACGUUGCUGUCACCCUGGGGUCCGUUGCACUUGGUUAUGCGCUCCUUGCUGUCUCUCCUUGGUACCUUUACCCUUUUGUGUAUGCAUACCUCGGCACUGCGGUCACGGGUCUCUUCGUCAUCGGACAUGAUUGUGGGCACAACUCCUUCUCCAACAACCAGUUGGUGAACGACAUUGUUGGGACCGUCAUGAUGGCGCCUCUUAUCUACCCCUUCGAGCCGUGGAGAAUCAAGCACAACACCCAUCACGCUCACACCAACAAGUUGAUUGAGGACACUGCUUGGCAACCAUUCCGUCCUUUCCAGUAUGACCGAGGGAGCCCUAUUCAGCGAUUCGCGAUGAAGAUUGCUCUCGGCCCGACAUGGUGGAUUGCCUCCAUUGGACAUUGGUACCAGUGGCACUUUGACCUCAACCUCUACAGGCCGCAGGAGAAGCAAAAAGUUAUUGUGAGCCUUGCUGCAGUUGCGGCCUUCGCUGCAUUCGUUCUUGUCCCGUUGCUGGUCACCCAAGGAGUCGGAGGAUUUGUGAAGUGGUGGUUUCUUCCCUUCCUGGGUUUCCAUUUCUGGAUGAGCACUUUCACUCUGGUUCAUCACACUGCACCUCAUAUUCCAUUCAAGGGUGCAAGAGAGUGGAAUCAGACCAAGGCACAGCUUGGAGGAACCGUCCACUGCGAUUAUCCUUCGUGGAUCGAGUUUCUGUGCCACGAUAUCAGCGUGCACAUCCCUCACCACCUCUCCACGAAGAUUCCUAGCUACAACCUGAGGAAAGCGCAUGCAUCGCUGGAAGAGAACUGGAAUAAAUACCUCAACAAGGCACGUUUUGGGAUCCCUCUCAUGUCUACAAUUCUGAACAACUGCAACCUGUUUGACACGGGCAAGGGGCGCUACGUCAAGUUCGACAAGUCACAACGGGUAUAGUUAAGAGAAGGGACUCUGGAGAGAGAAACAACAGAGAGCGGAGGUAGAAGUCAUGUUUGUUUGAAGGAGGGGAGAGAGAGUCGGGGGUUGUAGAUAUAGAAAGAGAGAAGUCUAGAUCCUACUUCGUGACCUUUUGUGGGGUUGUUGUUGUGGUUUUGCUGCCCGGACUUAGUUAAACGUCAUUUCCACCCCAGUCCCUGAGGGGGGGAGAGAGAGAGGGAGAGGGAGGGAGGGAGGGAGGGAGGGAGGGAGAGAGAGUAUGUGAGUGAGAGUGUCAUCCUAGGAACUGUGCCUGGAGCAGCAACUCAGGGUUGCGACUGCAAAUUGACAUUGCUGAGCUCGCUUUCAUGGGAGAGAAAAAGAGAGAGCAUUGCACAGGGAGUGUGGAGGGCUAUUGUACAUGUGACAGGGCUGCUCAGUUACCCUACAGGUAUGUGGCAACGGAAGCAAUCAGGUUCCAUAUGUCGUGUCUCCGUUGUCUUGAGGGCGAAGUGUGUGUGAAGGAGUACACUCGAUCUUGCGAAGAGGGAGAAGGCUUGUGACAGCACAAUGCGCUGAUAUGGAGGUGUGCGUGUUUGCUCGCCGACAGAGGAGCCGGCUUGCUUUGGAGGUGUUGUGCAUUUUUGCUCGCUGAUAGACGAGGAAUGGGCAUCACCACAACGAGAGCUUACGAGGGGUUUUGUGUACCCCUCUAUUUUAUUUGUGGGUUGUCCAUUUCCAAUAAGCAGCUGGUGGCCAUCUUUGAGUUGCUCAGCCGGUGAUUUGGCAGCGAUCUUGAGUUGCUCGGCCAUUGAUUGAUUCACUGAAGUAUGGUUCUCAUCUUGUGUCCAAAAGUGUUCCCAGAUCCUCUAAAAAAGUUAAGGUCGGAAAAGUCUCGACCUAUACGCCUCACUGUGUUUGCUCCUGUCUGGGAGCGGAGAGGCAAGAGGAUGGCAAAGUCCAUGGCAUGCGACUCAUUCCGUAUAUGUUUGAGGCGCGAGCGAGAGCAGGAGAGUGAGAGCAAGCGCGCGUACGCUCAAGAGAGAGAGAGAGAGAGAGAGAGAGAGAGAGAGAGAGAGAGAGAGAGAGAGAGAGAGAGAGAGAGAUUGCUUGAUGCUUUUUUGCUAUGGAAAAUGGAGCACGGAGAGAGUAUUCUCUAUGUGUUGGUGUCAAGGAGGCAGACAAAGAUAAAGGCCGUCAGGAGAGGGAUGACAGCAGUGAGAAGUGUGAAGAAGAAAUCCGUCCGUUCGUGUAUGUUGUCGGCUCAUUCAUUCUGAAGGGGUGUGGUUAAGUUAUGGCGCUCCCACCUCCUCUCUGACGUUUUCAAGCUACAGAUACCUGAUCCACUCAUUUAGAACGUUGCUGAGGGAGUCUUCUUGAAGUGACUGUGUAAAUUUAUGUUGCUGUUGGCAAGGGGGUGGUCGACUGAUGUGAAAGGAGGGGGGUUGGGUAGCAUAGUCUGCCAGUUCAGUUGAUGAUGAUGAUGAUGAGACAACAAGACAGAAAGUAGUAUAUUUUCAAGGAUUAUCUGUUGUUUCAUUAAGUUUGGAAAGAGAGAGGUGAUUGCAGUUGGGCUGUAUUUCUGUGAGCAUUGAGCGGACAAAUUGCCACGGUCGCAG